AUGAAGAAAUGUUCUUUACAAAAAAAGGAUAAUAAUAAUAAUAAUAAAGAUUCUAUUUGUAUCAAUGUAAAUCUGAUGUUUUAUGAACCACACCCAAUUUCAUUUUUCUUACGUUACACAAAUACUACUACUACUACUACUACUACUACUACUAAUAAUAAUAAUAAUAAUAAUAAUAAUAAUAAUAAUAAUAAUAAUAAUGAAGGAAAUGAUGAAAACUACUUGAAAAUUGAAUAA
Molecule: messenger RNA, 237 nt
Organism: Schistosoma intercalatum
Lineage: Eukaryota; Metazoa; Platyhelminthes; Trematoda; Strigeidida; Schistosomatidae
Source: the annotation of a GenBank genome assembly